Messenger RNA from Vidua chalybeata, 3339 nucleotides. RefSeq names its product phosphatase and actin regulator 2 (gene PHACTR2). The coding region runs from base 1 to 1836 and encodes 611 amino acids. The record is from RefSeq and is a predicted model, not a curated record. Gene Ontology annotation, biological process: actin cytoskeleton organization. Lineage: Eukaryota; Metazoa; Chordata; Aves; Passeriformes; Viduidae. The transcript is spliced from 10 exons. Gene Ontology annotation, molecular function: actin binding.
AUGGCUGAAAGGCCAGGGAGCAGCGGGACAGCACCGCUGCCUGUCUGGUCCUUGCCCAGUCCCCGCGGCCGCUCCCAAAGCGACAUCUCCUCCUUCUCCUCCUCCCGGAGGACCUGCCUGCUGCGGUCCAACGUGGGCGGCUCAGUUGAUGGUUUGGACAAGGCUUCAAUUGCUAACUCAGAUGGACCAGCCCCAGGAUCCCAAACUCCCCCCUUCAAGAGGAAGGGCAAACUCUCCAACAUUGGCAAAAUCUUUAAACCUUGGAAAUGGCGGAAGAAGAAGACCAGUGACAAAUUCAGAGAAACAUCAGCAGUGUUGGAAAGGAAGAUUUCGACAAGACAAAGCAGAGAGGAGCUGAUAAGAAGGGGAGUGCUGAAGGAAAUGCCCGAGCAAGAUGGUGAUGUAACAGUAAAUUUUGAAACUUCAAAUGGACACACUGUAGCCAUUGGUGAAGAAACUAUACAGGAAGAAAAUGUGGUAAAAGCCAGUGGAAAUAAUGGCACUUCAUCAGAGAAAGCAUCAGCAUCAGAAGGAAAAAAAGAAGAUCAGAAAGAGAGCACUGGUCACUGCCCAGAAAUACCGACAUCCCAUGCUGCACCACUACCUAAGCCUAAGCCUAAACCUAAAAAAGCUCCACUACCACCAAAAAAUGCCAUUGCCGCUUCCACCGCCACCAGCCAUAAGGGUAAUGAAGCACCUCAUGCUAAAAAAAAGGGAAAGGCUCCUGCUAAGCAGCCUCCUCUCCCGCCGCCCAAGCCAACAGGCGCCAGUGCAAAUCGAGAAGCUGCUGGUUCCUCUCAUGCAAAAAAACUACCAGUCUCCAAGUCUUCUUCAUCACCAUCUCCUUCGUCCACAUCAUCUCAUCCCAAAGCCUCUAAGGAGACUUCCAGCAAAUCUGGCACAUCAGGGACUCCCAGGGGCAAGAAGAAACCUGGGAAACAGUCAGCCCCACGAACAGCACCAGAUGGGGCUGCUUCUUCCCCCUCAGGUGCAACAGCUGACAGUUUGGAAGCGAAGGCAGAAAAACCCAAGCCUGAGCAAACUUCCACAGUAAUUUUUGACAUGGAGAACGCAGACCAGUCGAGCAAGCUUGUUGUGCCCCCUCCUCCCACCGCUGCCCCUCCUCCACCUCCGCUUCCACCUCCUUUUCCUGCUGCAGCUAGUCAGCCUGCUGGCUCCUCAGAUGCCCAGGAUGUGUCAGACAGCUGUGUGGCAGGGCCACGCAGCCCUGGGUCAGACACAAAGCCUCUUCUCCUGACUGAGCGUGGCACAGACCAGAGUCUGAGCAGUGCAGCCCUAGGCAGCGCUCCAGAUGCCGGAGGAGAAGACAUGGAAAGCUUAGCUCCCAAAGAAGACCAGGAAGGGGAGGCUCCAGAUCAAGCCUUCUCUGAGCUACUGGAGGAGGCUUCUGACGCUGCUGCCCCUCCUGAGAGUGAAAGUAGCAGAGAGAGCCAUGGCAGUGACUCGGACUCGGACGGGCCGAUCCUGUACACAGAUGAUGACGAUGAUGAUGACGACGAGAAUGCAAGUACUGAAAGCUCUUUGGCAAGUAAAAUUCGUCGUAGGGAUACUCUUGCUAUCAAACUUGGCAACAGACCAUCUAAGAAAGAGUUAGAAGACAAAAACAUCUUGCAGUGUACAUCCGAAGAGGAGAGGCAGGAAAUCAGACAUCAGAUUGGAACAAAGCUUGUGAGGAGACUUAGCCAGAGGCCCACAACUGAAGAGUUGGAGCAAAGAAAUAUCCUGAAGCGUUUCAUCGUCCAUAACUGUUUGACCACAUCCCAUGUUUCAAGUAACAAUUUUCUUUGGGGAAAUCAUUGCGUCCUGAAGACCUGAAAUUGCACUGGAACUUGAUUGAGUAUGUGUGCCUGCUACAGCUUACCCUGAGGCUAAUGAAGAAAGUGGCCCUUGUUUUUGUCAAUGGACAAAUAAUUAGUCUAGGAGGAGAACCCACAGGAAGUGUUUGUCCAUGUCCAGACAAACCAUGAGUCUGUGGCCAGCCCACACGGACAAACCAGUGGACUUCUUUGUCAGAGCUGCACGAAUCAGGAAGUGCUGAAGACAAUCGCUGGAGAGCCUGCUGCCAGGAUCUCAUCGGGCUUCAUGGGGUUGGGACUGAGGGCAACAAAGAGGGUGUGGGGGGGUGACAAAAGAACUGAGAGCUGGGGGAAAAGAGGCUUUGUUUGUCAGUCCACAGAGAUAAGUGGAGUGGAUGGGACUGCUCAACAAUGCACUUGGCCAGUAGGAAUAAUUAUUUUUAAAAAGAAACAGAGUGUAAGCAACUGUGCAUGUAGGUUUUUUUUAGUGGCUGAAGCCUGUCUUAAAAAGAUAGCAAGCCAUAAGUCCUCGUGUUAUCAGUACUUUAGGAAGAACUAUCAUUUUCUUUGGUGCCAGUAAAUACAGUUGCCAGAAAUUAGUCGUAGUAUAACUCAACUGUCUUUUUUUAAAUCCCAGUGCGCAUGCUUCGGGAAAACACAUGGAACAUUCAUACAGAACAAGUAAUAUAUUUUUUGAUUUUUAAUGUUGACAUACUCUGGAUCUUCAAAGAUACAUAAACAGGAUUUGAAGGACAAAUAAUGUGACACUAUGAAUGCAAUGAUUUGCUUUGUGUUUAGAAACACUCCUUGCUGUCUGUCACUUGCCAUUCAAACCAGAGGGAUCAUUAUCUUUGUCAUCCAUGGCAGGCAGUGGUGACAACUUUGACAUCAUGCUAGUGUGCAUCCAAAGUCAGAAUUGAAAUUAGGCACAGAAGUCUUUAUUAAUAGGCCUGAGCAGUGAUUCCUAAUGUAACUUUUUACAUUUAAGGACUCUUGCACUGCUUUGAGAAAGAACUCCCAGAUGAAUUAGUAUGUCUUCAGCUAGUAGUCCUUUAAAAGUGAAAGAAAAAUCCUUGGAUUAUCUCCAGCCUGUUUUUGUUGAGUGUGAAGAAUGCUUCUUAGAUUCCUAAUUUUUUAUACUAUCUUGAAAUUGUACAUGUGAAUAGAGUGCUAUUAAAAUUAAGUGGUAUGGAGUGUGAAAGGCAAUAUAUGUUUUUUCUAAGUUGGCCCAAAGGCCUAUUAAAAAGCCUGUGGCAUUGUUUACACUAAGAAAUUCUUUGUCCUAUAUUAGCACUUAUUUAUCCUUUGAAUUAGUGUACACAGCAUUCGGGGGGGGUGGGUCUGGAAUUCAGAUAUGCAUACAUUUAAUGCAGUAUUACAAUAUAUUUGCUAUUUAUCCUUUCUAAUGUGUGUACAUAUUACAAUUUAUUUUUGUCUUUUAUGUGUCCUGAUCAGUUUUUAAUUAUGAAGUGUAAGUAUUUCUUUUUCUGGCAAUAAAAGGUCUGUGUAGAUGUGAUUUUUA